Molecule: messenger RNA, 1629 nt
Organism: Lactuca virosa
Lineage: Eukaryota; Viridiplantae; Streptophyta; Magnoliopsida; Asterales; Asteraceae
Source: the annotation of a GenBank genome assembly
CGUCACAACAAAAAGUUAGAAGGUGGUUUCUCUCUUUUGUUGUCUUUGCCUCCUGCCAUAUUUGAAGGCUUCUUCCUUUCAUACUUAUCGUCUUCUUCACUGAAGACUAAGCAAGCAUGGGAAGAAUCCGCAGAAAGCUCGAUGCUCUCCUUGGCCGGAAAUUCAAAACCUCACAGUUCAAAGCCACCGUUAACCUCGCCGUCACCCGCCUCUCCGUCCUAAAAAAACAGCGCCAAACUCGCCUCGGGGUGGCUCGCUCCGAUAUCAUCGAUCUCCUCAAGCUUAACCACCAUGAACACGCUCUUAACCGGGUUGAGCAAGUGAUUAAGGAGCAGAACAUGUUUGAUGCGUUUGUAAUGAUGGAUGGUUACUGUCAUCUGCUGUUACAAAUGGUGAAUCUCAUAGAACAAGAGAAGAAUUGCCCUGAUGAACUAAAAGAGGCAGCAUCAAGCUUGCUGUACGCAGCUCCGAGAUGUGGAGAGUUCCCGGAGCUUCAAGAGAUUCGAGCGAUUCUCACAGCACGUUUCGGGAAGGAAUUUGCUAAAGGUGCUAUUGACUUACGGAGUAACUGUGGAGUUAACACGAGGAUGAUACAGAAACUGUCUCCCCAAAAGCCACUCUUGGAGAACCGAAUGAGGAUGCUUCAAGAGAUCGCUACAGAGAAUGGCAUCGUUCUGCAACUAGACGAUGUGUCUCCAGUGAUUAAAGAUAAUCAAUCAGAAGUCGGGGAUGUAUCAACACAUAGUGGGAUUGAAAACACUUCGAAUGCUUUGGGGGAUGAGUUCGUUGAAGUUUCGAGUUUCUCGGAGUCCAUAAAGGGGAAGAAGAAAUUCAGGGAUGUACAACAUGCUGCUCAAGCUGCGUUUGAAUCAGCCGCGUAUUCAGCGGCUGCCGCCAGAGCUGCGGUGGAGCUCUCUCGGCCAAGAUCUUUCGAUUCUGAUAAUCCCGAUAGCCCCAAUUCCCGACCAAGAAAAGCACUUGAUUCCAAGCCGGAUAAAUCAAAACUCCAAAUGAGAUAUGAGAAAAGUCACGAAUCGGAAUCAGAAUCUGAAUCUGCCCUAAACCUUAAAGAAGAACAUGAAGAUAAGGUAGAGAAUGAUGGUGAAAAAAUUAGAAAAAUCACGGUGGCCGGAGACACUGAUGGUUCUGAUUCGGAUAGGUAUAAGCAGCCAUUGGAGAAGACGAAGACGAUUGUUUUCGACGAGAGUGACAACGACAUUGAAAACAAUAAUACUGGUUUUUUGUCAUCAAGAAACUAUGAUAAAGGAAUGGAUGCAGAACAAGAACAACCGGAGUAUGAUUCUGGAUUUGACGAAGGGUGGAAGAUGGAGUCGGGAGUGAAGCAACUAGAUAUUACAAAGAGGCCGAUUUCUGUGAGGACUAAACGAGUUUAUGUACGAUAACAAGCUGUGAAUUGUGUGAUCGUGUUCGAAGUUUUGCGAGUACGAAUGGGUUAUUAAGGCGUUCUGUUCCUAAGUUUUGAAGGUUUGAUGUUUUUUUUAUUUAAUUUCUGUAAGAAUGCAUUUUGUUAUGCUAGGAAGGUUAUGUUAUAUGUUGCAUUCCACAUAGGUGAAUAUAUUUGUUUAUGUACGCUUUACACUUUAUGGGUUAUAUUCUUACUUAAAUAGC